Messenger RNA from Cuscuta epithymum, 792 nucleotides. Lineage: Eukaryota; Viridiplantae; Streptophyta; Magnoliopsida; Solanales; Convolvulaceae. The record is from the annotation of a GenBank genome assembly.
CUGAAAUAAGGUUAUCCAAUGGUUGCGGUUAGCCCAAUACGGGCCUGCUUGGGUAAAGCUGUUAAUUUCCUCAGCAGCCCGCUUCCUCACCGGCGAGGUAACAUGGCGGCUGUUCCCGGAGCCAUAGUUGAACUGCAGAGAAAUUCAUCCAAAUGGGGCAAAGUCGUUGACGAAAUAGUAAGAAUAGAGAAAAGGGUCUUCCCAAAACACGAAUCUCUGGCCCAAUCGUUCGAUGAAGAACUUAGUAAGAAGAAUGGCGGCCUGCUAUACAUGGUGGAUGGAGAGGGAGAAGUUGCUGGAUAUGUCAUGUAUUCUUGGCCCUCUUCCCUUUUUGGUUGCAUCACCAAAUUAGCAGUGAAGGAGAAGUAUAGGAGGGGAGGCUUUGGAGAAGCAUUACUUAAGGAAGCAAUUCAAAAGUGCAGAAGGAGAAAUGUUCAGCGCGUGUCUCUCCAUGUCGAUCCCUCAAGAGUUCCAGCAGUGAAGCUAUACGAGAAACUUGGUUUCCGUGUGGAUACACUUGUUGAAGGCUAUUAUUCUGCUGAGAGAAGUGCCUAUAGAAUGUAUAUCGAUUUUCCGCCGGAAUAAUACCCAAGUGAUAUUGAUAAUGUUUGUAUGUUAUAUUAUACAUGAUUCCGAGGCCUCUUUUUUCCAGAUACAAGAAAAAUCCUCGUUACAGAAGCUAAGGUCUCAUUAUGUCUAAACAGAAAGCCAACCAGUAAUAAAACAAUAUAUGAGUAGGAACUUGGUAUUUGCUAACGUUUUCUAAAGUCAAAACAAUAAAAAAAGAGAAGU